AUGACCUCUCUCAACAGGAUGACAAUGAUCCUCCAAAAGAAUAUGAUCCUGGGCAAUUUGCAGGUCUUCUCCAUGGAUCAUCUCCGGCCUGUGAGUCCCCCGAAAAUCCAUUUCACCUGUAUGGGAAAAGAGAACAAUGUGAAGAAGGACAAGAUGAAGUUACUUUGGCAAAUAGCCCUUUGCCUUUCAAGCAGACUCCAAUAGAAAAUAACUCAGAACCUUUGGUGAAGAAAAUUAAACCCAAAGUGGUCAGUAGAACAAUUUUUCACAAAAAAAGCAACCAACUCGAGAAUCAUACCAUUGUUGGUACAAGAACAACCAGGAGCGGAUCCCGGAAUGGGGACCAGUGGGUUGUGAACACAGGGGGAUUUGUGGAGAGAGCGUGUACUCUGGGGAGAAUAAGGUCAUUGCCUAAAGCCCUGGUCAACAUGCAUUUGUCCAAAAAUGUCUCUAAAUCUGAUUCUGAUCUCAUUGCCUACCCUUCAAAGGAGAAAGCAUCAAGAGUUAACUGGAGUGAAUCUUCAACUGCUGAACACAGUUCUAAAGAAAAUUCUGAAAGAACACCAUCUUUCACAUCUGAAUGGGAAGAAAUUGACAAAAUAAUGAAUUCCAUAGAUGUUGGAAUCAACAGUGAACUUGAAGAGAUGAAUGGUGAGGCCACAAGACCCAGAUGCCCCGUCCAAACAGUGGGACAAUGGUUGGAAAGCAUUGGGCUACCUCAGUACGAGAACCACCUGAUGGCUAAUGGAUUUGACAAUGUGCAGUUUAUGGGAAGCAAUGUUAUGGAAGAUCAGGAUUUGUUGGAAAUUGGAAUCCUUAAUUCUGGGCACAGGCAAAGAAUUCUACAGGCAAUCCAGCUCCUUCCAAAGAUGAGACCCAUUGGUCAUGAUGGCUACCACCCCACCUCUGUAGCUGAGUGGCUGGAUUCCAUUGAGCUGGGUGACUACACCAAAGCCUUUCUAAUUAAUGGCUACACAUCGAUGGACCUAUUGAAAAAAAUCUGGGAGGUUGAACUUAUUAAU
Messenger RNA from Castor canadensis (American beaver), 1022 nucleotides. The record is from RefSeq and is a predicted model, not a curated record. NCBI's taxonomy places the organism in Eukaryota, Metazoa, Chordata, Mammalia, Rodentia, Castoridae.